AUGGCCUCUAUAGUAUAAUCAUCUAUAAAGAAAUUUUACCACAAUUCAAACUUAAAUUUGGUAAUAUUACAUGGAUUAAUGGGAUCUAAAAACAAUUUUAAGACAGUCUCUUCAUCUCCUUUAUUGACAAAUCAUCUCAAUUCAACACAUUUAUUAGAUUUGAGAAAUCAUGGAGAAUCUCCACAUCAUCAGUCUAUGACUUUAGGGGAAAUGGCCUUAGAUUUAUCAGAAUAUGUUAAAGAAUUAAAUGAUAUAGUGUUAUUAGGACAUUCUUUGGGUGGCAGAGUAAUUUUUAAAUAUUUAUAAUAAUAUGAAAAAGAAGUACAAUAAAAAGUGAAAGGAGUAAUAAUUGUAGAUAUUUUACCAAAGGCUGUUCAAUCAACUUUUGUUUAUGAAUUAUUGAAAAAAUUAAUCAAAAUAAACUUAAAUCAAAUAACUUACAAUGAAUUAUAAGAAAAGGUUUUUGAAGCCUCUUAAAAUAAAGCAAUAGCUUAAUUAUUAAUGACAAAUUUCUAAUCAUAAUAGACUAUAAUGAGAAGUAUUAUUAUAAAGUAUAUACUAAUUAGAGGAUAUUAAAUACGAUUUUAAAUGGAGAGUUAAUUUAUAAGGAAUAUUAAAUGAUUUUUAAACCAACAUUUUAACAGAUAUAACAGCCAAUUGGAAAGGUCCUCAUUGUGUAAUCUGUGGUGAUAAAUCUCAAUACGUAAAUAGAGAGACUGUUCAUUAAAUGAGUAUGGUUUUCCCCAAUUUCAAAGAGGCACAUUUCAUUAAAGAUUGUGGUCAUUGGGUUCAUUCAGAAUAACCACAGGAAUUUAUAAAAAUUGUGAGCUCAUUCAUUUAAACUUUAAAAUGA
Messenger RNA from Paramecium primaurelia, 853 nucleotides. Lineage: Eukaryota; Ciliophora; Oligohymenophorea; Peniculida; Parameciidae. The record is from the annotation of a GenBank genome assembly.